Molecule: messenger RNA, 5740 nt
Organism: Acaromyces ingoldii
Lineage: Eukaryota; Fungi; Basidiomycota; Exobasidiomycetes; Exobasidiales; Cryptobasidiaceae
Exons: 2
Coding region: 330-5675 (1781 amino acids)
Source: RefSeq, a predicted model, not a curated record
GGUGUGCUUUAUCCCUUCCUUUUUCAACUCCCGAUCGUCCCACGAAUUCAUCAUCGACCACGACGAGGGUGGGAAAGCAGAGGAGACGCCCGGCUUUUCUUUUCCUGAUUUUGGCUUCCCCUUAUCCCCCCGACCUUGUCGAUUUGCAGCUGUUGCGAGACCUGAAGAUUUAACGGCAUCUUCGACAAAGGCGACUGCGAAUCUGGUCCGAGUCCUGGCACGACUCCGGGCGUCUGCAAGCGCAUACAGGGCGAGCGUGCAAAGCGAGAAAGGGGAAGAAAAAGAAGCAGGAGAGAGAGAGAACGUGGGAGAAGUGAGGAAGAAGAGAGAUGGAUGCAUCACCGGCGACAGAGGCGGCGCCGUCGCCAUCGUGGCGAUGGCUCAGGCAGCGGACAGUGUCCGAGGGGCAACAGAGCUCCGGCUCUUCGCACGUUGCGACGCCAAAUUCUGGCGUGGGUGCCGCGCAAAUCGGGAUGAAGGGCGAGAUCGAUGCCUCGCCUUCGAGCACCCAGCAGACGACGCCCGAGAUUGCAGCGGCGUCGCCUUCGGGCUCGUCUGCUCCCACUUCGCCUUGGUCCAAGGGCCGAUAUCAGAAGGCCAGACCCGCCUCACCUCGCAUCUCAGCCUCCUCUUCCAGUAAAGACGUUCCAAUUCGGCCCGAUCUCCGCCACCGGACAGACUCGUCGGGCUCGGGGAGUAGCGCAAAGGCGAGGAGGGUACUGAUGCCCAACAUUCCGCAGCGAAAGACGUCGUCGGCCUCGGAUACGCAGGGUGGCUUUUUGGCAGAUUCACCCCUCUUAGGCCAAAAAGGAACGGCAUUUGCCGGUGCAGGAGGGGGCAUGUCACCCAGCUCGAGCCAGUCGGACAUCAAGAGCAUUGCACAGGCCAUUGCUGCCAGAGCGAAGCACGUCGCCGCUGCCAAUGCUCGAAAAGCCGCAGGGGCGGAUGUCGCCGACGUUCCCCGUGCCGACGUUGCUCUCCAGGAUCCACGCAGCGUGUCUUCGGCCAGCGCUCGAAGCGAAGAUGCUCUCGGUGUCACCUCGGACAAAUCGGAUGCCAGCACACCCAAGGCUACCAACUUUGAUCAGACGGCCCAGAACCGGGUCAUGUCGGCUUCGAAGGAGGGACCGGAUGGACCACAGGCACAGCGAAAUCACAAGGGACACACCGACUCAUUUGCCUGGGCUGACGGCGACUGGGCCGACUACUCGGAUGUGCUUCGGGAGAACAUUGACUUUGGCGGGCAAGAAGAGACGCUGGUAUCGCCAGCGAGCGGCGUAUUUUCCAACUCGAGCCGGCACAGCAAGAGUGAAACCAUGUCUUCGAUCUCGUCGAGUGGCAGAGACAUGGCUGGGAGCCGAAGACCCAGCGGGAGCGCCUAUAGCCAUGGCACAUCGCAGACCAGCGCACCCGAAGAACUCCCCUACCUCAUUGAAGCACAGCAGAGCGGCCGUCGACAGAGGGACAGCGGAAGCAGCAGUGACGCUACUAGCAGCAAGCGGGAAAGCGCAUCUACCCAAGAUUCGGACGGCAACUCAAAGGCAGGCGACUAUGACGAUGUGCGCCUCGUUACGGCGACAAAGCAGGCCCUCUUCAAGCAGAGCGUUCCUCCACCACGGGACGCCGUGGGAACCAUCAACAUUGGCCUGGGAAUCGGUGGGGCCGAGUUCCCUGCCAUGGGCCAGGUCACCUCUUUGAAUCCUCAAAUUGGCCAGGCUUCGGGAAUCCCAGGCAGCUUGUCGCUCAGAAGCAUUGACAGCUAUGCGACGGCACCCGAGAGUGUCAGCCCUUCGUCCUUCACCACUAGGACCCCCAUGUCGAACCCAGCACUCUCGCCGAGCUCUACGGCCUCGCCCUCGACGCCAUGGUCCACAACUUCAUCUGGCAUCAAGCGUAAGGGCAGGCCGGCCGCCUUGAGCCUCAAUUCUCAUACUGCGGCAAAUACCAGCAGCCCAGGGGCUCCUGGUACGCCCAGUCGAGCCCUGCAGAGUCCAGUCGUUCGAGGAAGAACGCCUCCGCCUACGAAUCCUCCUGACGAGCCACUGCCCCCGCUGCCUCCCACGCCUUCGACUUACAGUAAUGCAGUCAUGAAGAAGACUCCGGCAAAGAACGGGACUUUGCCAAAGGGCAACACCAACGGAAGCGGCGUCGGCCAUGGCCAGAGAAACGAGGAGAGGAGAGGGAGCGAUCCAUGGGCGAGCGGCAGCGAGGGUGGCUUCGGCCACACUCACCAGCCAAGCAAUCAGAGCAACAACAGCGACGCUCGCUCAUCAAACCAGUCGACAAAGUCCUCUGCGAUCGCCAAUGUGGCGAUCUCAAAUGCCGCAAACGGAGCAGGGCCUUCCUCGAUGUCGUCCGACGUCAGCAAAUCGGCGACGGCAGCCGUCGUGGCAGGAAGCCACCUGCAGACAAGAGCAGGCUCUCAGAGAGCACAGGCGAUGCUGUCAACCAUGGCACCCCAGAUGACCUAUGACGAGAAGCGGGCAUCGAUGGCGCUUCUCGAUGGCGACAUGCUUGACUUGGCACGACCGUCAAAGAGUUUCGAAGAGGCAUACGAGCGAUCGGCUCCUUCAGCAGUGACAAGAAAGCAAGUUCCGAGAGAGACGGAAGCCGAACCGUCUUCAUCGAAGAGAGCUGAGGCUUUCAGGGAAGACGACGGAGACGAAGAAGAAAACCUAGAUGACGACGACGACGCGGACGUAGAUGGGGAGGAUGAGGAUGAGGAAGAUGCGGUGUCGGACAGCGAGCCCGAAACAGCGGUUGUCAAAACUCUGACCAGGGUUGGGUCCAUCAGCGGAAGGAGAUCGGCUCAGGUCGUGCCUGUAGCCCGCACCGGCUCAGUAAUCAUGGGCGAGCCAGCUACUGAGAAGGGUGCCUCCUCGCCUCCGUCAUCGUUCACCCCUCAGCAGCGGGGCAUUACGCACUCGGUCAGCAGCCCUCAGCUCCUCGAAAGUCGGCAGGGCCCAACCAAUGAGGUUCUGGCUGGACUCGAAAAGAUGAAGAUCGUCGGACGGGUGCGGGCGAGCAUCGAGAAGCGAUCACCGUCUGGAAGCGAGUUGGCGACGUCCAAGUCCCCUGACGUGGGCUCGGCCACCCCAGACGUCGGCACACGCGCCACCGCUGCUGGGGACAAGCCAAUGACGCUUACGUUGCCCGUGACAGACGCCCCCUCAUCCCCGUCUCCGUCGACCGUGGCCAAGGGCAGUCGGGAGGCAGGUGUUCCAACGCAUCCACCCAGCGCCUGGUCAGGAUUUGGGAGGCGAUCGCCAAAGCCUGGUCACACGCAGAACAAUGCAUCAACCUCGUCGCAAAUCUCGCUUGGUCUAGCACAACAAGCGAAGACUGUCUCGGUUGCAGACGUUGGAGCUCAGCCGCAAGUGGUCGGAGGGGCAGGGCACCGGCUGAGCCAGCAUGGGCAUCAGGGUGUGUGGACACCGAGACAGGCCGAGAGCCCAGAGACGUCGUUCUCGGGCGUCCCGCCCUCUUCUGGUUUACAGACACCUUCCAUCUCUGGCCAUGGCGACGGUCUGUUCCCUGACAGCGCGAGCAGCAAUGGCCAUGUGCUCAAGCGGAGGAGUUCGACAGUUCAGAGCCGGAGGGAGGAGAUGGAUGAGGAGAAGAGGACGGAAUCGAGCUUGAGUGCAUACAGCGAGAGGAUCAAGCGAGCUGAGGGUCGCUUUGCCGGCGCCUUUGGAGAGAUCGCAUUGGCGUUCAAGAAUCUACAGGCCGAAAAGAAGACCUUGGAGCGUGUCAUUCGUGCAACAACUCCUCUCGACGGCGUCAAUGAUAGCGAGGGUCUUCGCCAGUAUCUGUCCACCAUGUCGUACAAGCUGGAGAUGUCUGCCUCGGAAAUUCGCAAGCUGCUCGACCUCCUUGAUCAGCAGAGGAGCGUCAUGGAUUACAUGCUUGAGACUCACCAGCUCGAAAUCGACUCGCACCUCGACGAAAUCGAUGACCUCCAGGACGAGCUCGACAGUAUGACGGCCGAAGCAGAGAUGCACCACGCAAAUGCCACGAAGCUUACGGAGGACGUAGAAAAGGCCUACGCAGAGGGAGUCGCGGCGCGUGCAGAAACCUUGAAGUACAAGACGAUGGUUGCUGAGGAGGAGAGCAAGCGAGAGAAGCUGUCGUCGAGCAUGAAGGCACUGAAAGAUGACCUGGCCAGCGUGCAGGGCAAGGUGCGGUCGGAGGAGGCGCUCCAUGCGACGACAAAGGAAAGACUCCGGGAUAUGGAGGAGCAACACGCAAAAUUCGUUGAUGGCCUUGGCACCGGAGGUGAAGGGGCGGCUGAGAACUUCCACGCGACCAACGUCAAGACGAUGCAGGAUCGCAUUGCCUCGCUCGAGCUGGCGGCUGAGCAGCACGCGACGACGACUGCAGAGAGAGAAAAGGAGGCGAGGGAACAAAACGACGAGUUGCAGGCCGUAAAAAGACAACUGGCCGACGCACACAAGCUUCACGAGGGUCGGCAGCGAGAGGUCUACGAUGAGCUCGAAGAGAGUAGACGAGCUCACGAGGAGACGAAGGGCGAUCUCCACAAACUCUCCAGUAUAAUGUCCUCUUCUCGCGGCUCGUCCCCGUUGGCCACACGCAACGGUGGCGACGCGGCUGGCGACGGAUCCGAGGCGCAGCGAAAGAACUCGUCGGACUCUGACUCGACGCACAUGAUGACGGAUCUGUCCAACAAGCUUGAGGAGUCGGAAAAGGAGAAGGAUGCGCUCCGGGACCAAGUCGUCCAGCAGGAAAAGGACAUUGCCGAACUGCGAGCCAGCGUCGCUCUUCGCGGUACUUCAUCGCAGUCCUCAUCGCCCGAUGUCGGUCAGCCGGGCAGCGGAAUUCCACCUGGUCGUGCCGAUCAAAUCGAGGCGCUGAUGAAACAGCUUUCGCAGCAGCGCGCAAGGGAAGCGCAGAUCAGGACAGCCUACAAGCAGCUCCGCGACGAGCUUCGCAAGAUCAACACAGCCCAGCAGCUCGACCGAAAGCGGGGUCAAGCGUCAUACAGCAUACUCGGUCCUCCCCCAUCGGCCUCGUCGGCUGCUUCGAGCUUGACAAGCACGAGCUCGCGCCCCUUCACCCCAGCAGGCAGCCACGAGCGACUGACUAGCGGUACCAUCACUGGCAAUAGCGAGACAUCGACUAGCAGACACCUCAAGCGGCUCUCGCUGCCCUUGGCCACCUUCCCUGCUGGAGGUGUUCUGCCCAAUCAGCAGCACUCCGCCGAUGCUGGCCUUCCUGGCUCAGCCAGCUCUCUUUCGUCAACGCUUCGACAAAGAGAUUACCAGGACGGGUCUGGAGCAAACAACAGGAUCCUGAACAAGCGAGCCCAUCGGCAUGCUUCGGUGGACCCCACGAACAAUCUCUGGGCCAUGAUGGCUGGUGCAAACACGAAUCCUCAAGUCUCCCCAUCGCUCCUCAAGAGACGGUCGUCGGCCUUUGGAAUUGGGACCUUGCCCUUGUCGAAAGGCGCGCAGCCGGCGACCUCUUCCGCUGUCUCGACGAAUCCUUCAGCUGAGCCACCAUCGUCUGCUGAAGAGCGCAACUCUCAGGAAGCCAACGCCGAGCAAGAUAGCGCUGCCAAUGGUGAUCAAGAGGAAGAAGAGACAGUCGAAUCGCUCGCCUCUCCUCAGAUUAGCGACUUCCCCAAAGCUUCCUCUCAAGAUGAGGAGGCUGGCUAGAUGCGCCUCUUGAUCCGCGGACAAUUUCUCACUCAUGAAUACCUGUCACCAUUAUCUGUAUCAAU